GAAGCAGUGCUGUUAUGGGAACCUGUAAUUUUACACUGCAAUCAUUUUUCAUGUGCCUUGGAUCCAUUCUUCGCAACUCAAUGCGCAAGCCUGAGGAGAAUGUGGCUCAAUUGUCUUCUGAUGAUGUUGCAAUCAAACAUGGCUGACAGAAUUCUAUAAUUCUAAAGGCAACUUCACAGGGACGGGAUAAAUUGACAGCUUCUUUGACUUACUUUAGUGCGCUAAAUGAGACGAAGGAGAUUCUCAAGGUUGCACAAGAAGUCAUGGAUUGUGACCAAGUCUAGUUUAGUUUGGAUAAAAGUGAUGCGUCUCUGAUGUAGGAUAUGGGUUGUGCUAAGGCAUCCAGUGACUAGAAAUGGUUCUCUUCAGACAUGGGUACUGUGUCUGUGUCUGCUUCUGGGUUUGUCCAGGCCAAGAAGCCUGGUAAAGCUACUAUUAAAGUGCUCUCCAUAUUUUUAUUCAUUCAAUUAUGAUGAGGUUGUCGUUGAAGUUUCUGUCCCAGCAUCUAUGGUCAUGCUCCUUAACUUUCAUGUUGAGACUGUCGUAGGAACACAUCUUCAAGCUGCUGUUACAAUGAAAGCAUCAAAUGGUGCCUACUUUUAUAGAUGUGAUGCGUUCAGUUCCUUCAUAAAGUGGAAAGCAGGCAGUGAGUCUUUCUUUAUUGUCAAUGCAACAGGGGAGUCCCCUGCUUUGGACAGUUUAGGAAAUGCCGACUUCCAUGCAUCAAAUUAUGGUCCCCCAUUUUCAUGGGCAUAUAUAUAUGCCUCUGCUUCUGGCCGGGCUACUCUUCAUGCUACAUUAUCAAAAGAAUAUCACUACUUUGAUAGCUCUUCUGGUGGGCCUAUUGUCUUAAAAGCAUCUUCACUUAUUGUGGCAUACUCACCGCUUAGCAUUCGUCAGGGAGGUGAUGGAAAACAUUUCAGUGGAUACUUUUUUGAUCUGGCUCUAGCAGAAACUGAUAAGCAAUUGGUAAAGUUGGGCAAAAUAUACCUUGUCCCUGCCCUGGGAUGCAUUUGGAUGAUGUGCUUCUUGGUGGACCUGAAAAGUGGAACAAUGGUGUUGACUUUGUUGAAACUAUGGAAAUCUAAAAUGAACAACAUGGUCACAUUGACAAUGGUGCUUCCGCGGAAAGGUUAUCUGAAAGCUUUAAGAGUUUGUACAGAGUUUCAUGCCAAAUGCUGGGAACCUAUAAAAUUGUUUUCAAACACGGUAAUCUGGUUGGGGAUGGCCAUCCUCUGCCUGCAGUAGCAGAAGUUUCACUGUCUCUUAUAUGUAGCAAUGCA
Molecule: messenger RNA, 1283 nt
Organism: Prunus mume (Japanese apricot)
Lineage: Eukaryota; Viridiplantae; Streptophyta; Magnoliopsida; Rosales; Rosaceae
Source: RefSeq, a predicted model, not a curated record